Molecule: messenger RNA, 3678 nt
Organism: Oncorhynchus kisutch (coho salmon)
Lineage: Eukaryota; Metazoa; Chordata; Actinopteri; Salmoniformes; Salmonidae
Gene: prox3
Product: prospero homeobox 3
Exons: 6
Coding region: 1-1206 (401 amino acids)
Biological process (GO): regulation of transcription by RNA polymerase II
Cellular component (GO): nucleus
Molecular function (GO): DNA-binding transcription factor activity, RNA polymerase II-specific; RNA polymerase II cis-regulatory region sequence-specific DNA binding
Source: RefSeq, a predicted model, not a curated record
AUGGAUUCUCCCUCGGAUUUGUUUGGUCAUCAGUCCUCCUUGAUCUCUCCUUUCGACCCCUAUCCCAACCCCUCCGACCACCCCACACCCUCAGGAGGGGGGCACGGUGCACCCAACCCCUCCUCACGACCCCCCUACCCCCUCAUCCACCACCUGCUGCAGCCUGGUGGAGUCCCCAUGAGGGUCGGGGGCGUCGCUAAACGAGAGCGAAAAGCGAGGGACCACGAGAAACCAACGGGGGGAGAUAAGAGGAACGUGAACGGAGGAGGUGGGGUGUUUUUGGAGGGGGUUCUGGAGAGGGCGGCAGUGUGGAUGGGGUGUGGGGUGGACUCCUCCCCCUUCCUCCCCCCCUCCUCCUGCCCACUCCCCCUCCCCCUCCUCCACUACACCAUGCAACAGCUCUUCACUCGUUCUCUCUCUCACCUUCCUCCUCUCCACAAGGGGAACGUUAUGAACUCUGAUGCCUACAUGGAGGGGAACCCUUUCCCCCCACAGCACACCUCCUCCUCCUCUCAUCCCUCCUUCCCUCCUCUCUCCCUCGCUCUGAUGGGCGGGUUGGAUCGGCUGGAUGGUGGGAUGCAGCAUCUUCAUGACAGAGAGAGAGAGAGGGAUGGAGGGAUGAGAGGAGGAGGAGGAGGGGAUGGAGGGAUGAGAGGAGGAGGAGGAGGGGAUGGAGGAAUGGAUUCGGGGAUGUAUCUCGGACCGGGUUCAUCUCAGGAGGGUUUGUCUCCCUGUCAUCUGAAGAAAGCCAAACUGAUGUUCUUCUACGCUAGAUACCCCAGCUCUAACACACUCAAGACUUACUUCCCUGAUGUCAAGUUCAACCGCUGCGUGACCUCGCAGCUGAUCAAGUGGUUCAGUAACUUCCGAGAGUUCUUCUACAUCCAGAUGGAACGCUUUGCCAGACAGGCUGCCCGCGACGGUGCACCCUGCCUGGGGAGAGACGGCAGAGAGCCCCCCCUACGCCUGGGGAGAGACACGGAGCUCUAUCGCAUACUGAACAUGCACUAUAACAAGAGCAAUGAUUAUCAGGUUCCUGACAGGUUUGUAGAGAUAGCUGAGUUAGCCCUGAGGGAGUUCUUCACAGCCAUACAGACAGGACGUGACAGUGACCCCUGCUGGAAGAAAUCAAUUUAUAAGAUGAUCUGUAAACUAGAUAGUCCUGUGCCAGAUAGUUUUAGACUGCCUGGCUGCCCUAUUGGCUGAGGAGAGGUCACACACACACCCUGGGAACACAAACUAUGACCUGAUGAACAACAAUGAAAUAGAACAUGUGACCUAUAAUGGAGGGAGGAGCAAGGAAGGUCUAAUGGAAUUACUAUGAUAGGAUAUUACUAUACUAUACUAUUAUACAAUAUUACUAUACUGUACUAUACUAUUAUACGAUAUUACUAUACUGUACUAUUAUACAAUAUUACUAUACUGUACUAUACUAUUAUACAAUAUUACUAUACUGUACUAUACUAUUAUACGAUAUUACUAUACUGUACUAUUAUACAAUAUUACUAUACUGUACUAUACUAUUAUACAAUAUUACUAUACGAUAUUACUAUACUGUACUAUUAUACAAUAUUACUAUACUGUACUAUACUAUUAUACAAUAUUACUAUACGAUAUUACUAUACUGUACUAUUAUACAAUAUUACUAUACUGUACUAUACGAUGUUACUAUACUGUACUAUACUAUUAUACAAUAUUACUAUAUGGUACUAUAUGAUAUUACUAUACUGUACUAUACUAUUAUAUGAUAUUACUAUAGCAUACGAUAUUAAAAUACUAUACUAUUAUACAAUAUUACAACACUAUGAUAUUACUAUACUGUACUAUACUAUUAUAUGAUAUUAUGAUACUAUUAUACGAUAUUACUAUACUAUUAUACUGUACUAUACUAUUAUGAUAUUUGUAUACUAUUAUACUAUAACUGUAGUAAACAAUUAUUAUACUAUUACUAUACUGUACUAUUGCUGUACUGUACUGUACUAUUACUGUAUUUUACUAUAUUGUACUAUUACUGUACUAGUACUAUACUAUUACAGUAUUGUACUAUUACUGUACUAGUACUAUACUAUUACAGUAUUGUACUAUUACUGUACUAGUACUAUACUAUUACAGUAUUGUACUAUUACUGUACUAGUACUAUACUAUUACAGUAUUGUACUAUUACUGUACUAGUACUAUACUAUUACAGUAUUGUACUAUUACUGUACUAUUACUAUACUAUUACUGUAUUGUACUGUAAUAUUAUAGUACUAGUACUAUACUAUUACAGUAUUGUACUAUUACUGUACUAUUACUGUACUAUUACUAUACUAUUACUGUAUUGUACUGUACUAUUACUGUACUAUUACUAUACUAUUACAGUAUUGUACUAUUACUAUAGUAUUACUAUACUAUUACAGUAUUGUACUGUUACUGUAUUGUACUAUUAGUGUACUAUUACAGUAUUAUACUGUACUAUUACAGUAUUGUACUGUUACUGUAUUGUACUAUUAGUGUACUAUUACAGUACUAUUACUGUACUAUUACAGUAUUAUACUGUACUAUUACUGUACUAUUACAGUAUUAUACUGUACUAUUACUAUUACUGUACUAGUACUAUACUAUUACAGUAUUGUACUAUUACUGUACUAUUACUGUACUAUUACUAUACUAUUACUAUACUAUUACUAUACUAUUACUAUACUAUUACUAUACUAUUACUGUACUAUUACUGUAUUGUACUAUUACUGUACUAUUACAGUAUUAUACUAUUACUGUAGUAUUACUAUAGUAUUACUGUAGUAUUAGUGCACAAAGUUUUCUCCGUGCACUCAGUUCUGCCCUGAAACUGGUGGAAUUCCUAAUUAGUCCACUACUUUUGACAAGAGGACUCAUAUAGGCAUUUGGGACACAGACCUCUGUCUUUCUCGUGGCUCAUAUAUUGUGUUGGUGGAAGACUGUCGGUCCACAGCGAUAGAGCUCUGCUAUGCGGCGAUGUAGUCUUCUCUGUAAAAUGGAAUGUUCCACUUUUGUUUGUUUACUUGUUUACUAUACUGUUGUUUUGUUGUUGUUAAAUUUUUUUGUAAAAAUAUGAUCUUGAUCUUUUGAAGUUCAUGUAAACAUGUCAAAUCUGUGAUACGCUAUGAUAUUCCUGCGGGGUUUUUUAACAUAAAAAUGGAAUUACUGGAAUCUAGAAUAGUCAUUAUAUCCAUGGUUUAUAAUAUAUGACAAGAUCUGUGCCUCAACUUUUUUGAUGAUUUUUGAUGUUAUGAUACACAAACACACACACACACACACACACGCUUUUGAUGUUAUGAUAGACACACACACAGGUCUUUGAUGUUAUGACAGACACACACAUGCUUUUGAUGUUAUGACAGACACACACACAGGUUUUUGAUGUUAUGACAGACACACACACAGGUUUUUGAUGUUAUGACAGACACACACACAGGUUUUUGAUGUUAUGACAGACACACACACAGGUUUUUGAUGUUAUGACAGACACACACAGGUUUUGAUGUUAUGACAGACACACACACACAGGUUUUUGAUGUUAUGACAGACACACACACACAGGUUUUUGAUGUUAUGACAGACACACACACAGGUUUUUGAUGUUAUGACAUAAAAUCAGUGUAAUAAAUGAAGGAAAGUAGUGAAAACACUGAGAAAUAAAAUGGAGGAUUGAAGAGGGAA